GUUUGAAGAGUGUGUUUGUAGUUGCAGUGUUGUGCGAAGUGCUGUUAAUUAUUGUUGUAAACAGUGACAUAGUGAACAGCUGUAUUCAACUACAACACGUCGAGGUGGCAACAUGGUGAUCGACUGAGCACUUUGCAACCUGUAUCUCUAAACUGAUGCUAUGGGAGAGUUUCGCCGCAGCCGCAGCAAGGUUUGGUGGUCGCACUUCCCUGAGGAUGAAGAGGAGGAGAUGUCCCCCUCAGUGUUGCCGGGAUGGGGUCCCGGAGUCCCGUUGAGUCCGGACAGAGGCAGCCCCAGCAAUGGCAGCCACAAGAGUCAGGACUCCGGGUUCUCUGACUCCGAAAACUCACCUCCCAACCCGAAACCUUCCGAGGAUCUCGAAGAAGAAAAAUCUUCACCAAUUCCUCAACUUCCUGAAACACCAACAGCGAGAAUACCUCGAGUGUGUCUCUCAAGAUACAAAACUACUCUCACGUUAGACAAAUGCCUCAACAAAACCUGGAGCGCAGAGGACUGUGUUAAAACAAACGAUCGGUUCAACCAAAGCGACUGUGUAAGCGAUCUUUUAGGUGCUGAAGAAGCAAGGACUUCAUUCGUGAUCGAGAGUGAUGAUGAGCAAAGUGAUGUGAAAAAUGAUUCUGAAGUUCCUCAAGACACGUCGUCGGAAAGUAGUGAUUCUACGGAAAAUCAAACUGCUGUGUUUAUUCCAAAGUCCAAGUGGUUGAAUCCCGCUCAAGUUGUGCCUCCCAGUCCGAUAACUUCUAGACCGUGUUCUCCCAAGUGUUUAAGUCCUACUCGGUUCCUGAAGACGCCUACGUCAACUAAGGUUGCGUCUUGGGGUUCAGAGUUGGACGUCUCCGGAACCCUAGGUGCUCCUGUACACUGCUCAACUCCGAAGACUGUUCCCUCCAGUAGAGUUCAGCCUCGGGGGUCCAGAGUCACCAGAAGGCCCGUCAACUUGAACAAGAACUUUGAAAGCAUUGCACCGCCUCCGGCUACGGAAUUUCCUCCCCCGCCAGUACAACAAUGGUGUCGAGAGCUGCGAUUGUUGUGCGAGCCAGAGUGUACCACUACGCUGCAAAGUAAAUCCCUCACUGCUGAUCUGAGCAGACAAGUGACCCUCAUGGCAGCCACUACGACAGAGGCUGUGCGAACAUUACAACAACGGACACGGACUAUAUCACACGAGUUUACCAAACUGUACAGGAGGGUAGAACAAGAACAGUUGGAGCAUGUAGGUCCAUUAGUGCAGAGUCUGCUGGGUCACAUGACAGAGCUGCUAGCAGUCGUGGAGCUGCCAAGUAGUAGCAGCGAGUGCUGCGGUCAGUUGGUGGCUGCAGGAGAGCUGCUGCGUACUGCGUCAUCUGCCAAGACUCUGCAGCAACAACAGUUGGUGGAGAGUGUCACCAGGCUGGGCCGAGCAUUCACUAGCGUCAUGGACCAUCUACUAGCUCAGCAGAUUAAGUUACUGGUGGCAGUGCUAGAGGAGCCGUCGUCUAACCUGGCUUUGCUCUCGGCUCUGUCGGCAUUCUCAGGACUCGGCCUGGAACCUGGCCACUUGGGCGACCUCAUGUCUCGCUGUUGUGGUAUCCGAGCUCUCCUCGGCCUCUGUCUGGACUCCAAGUCAGCCUCCGUGAGAACGGCCUCUCUACGUAUCCUGGCCACGGUGUGUUGUUCAUCGGCGACCAUCAGGCAAUUUGAACAGGGUGGAGGUGUAGAGAUAGUGACAGACAUGUUGUCAGAUGAGCGCCGUGGGGAGGCGGAGGUCACAGAGGCAGUGUCUGUGCUGGCGCAGGUCACGGCACCGUGGGUGGAGGACAACCACACUGUACAAGGCCUCACAGAGCAACUCACAGCAUUGGUCGCAGCACUUACCAGACUAGUCAACAACACUACCAGCAGCGUAUUGUUGCUGCUAUCAGCUGCUGCCUUGUGUCAUCUCAGCUUGCUGGAGCCACAGUGUGUCUGGAGGCUGCUAGACUGUAAGACUGCUGGGACUUUGCUGCUAGCAGUCAGGAGACAGGGUCCUCACGCUUCCGUCUUUCUUCAGGAACAGGUAGCAGGACUGUUAGCCAACAUGGCCGCUGUGCCGGAGGUGAGGCCGCACCUAGCCGAGCACCGCGCGGUUGUAGCGUUGCUGUGUUUCCUCCAGGUGCGCCACUGUCCUCUCCAACGAGCACCAGAGAUCGCAGCCGCUGAGAGACUACAGCAUAAGUCUGCUAUUGCACUGUCAAGGUUAUGUAGCGAUCCCAGUGUGGCUGCUCAAGUAGUAGACCUGCAAGGUAUCAACCGUCUGGUCCGGUUGUGUAAGGAAGAGAGAGAACGCAACCACAGUGACGGAGUCUUGGUUGCUUGUCUGGCGGCUCUUCGUAAGAUUGUCGCAAACUGUGGACUAGAGGUUGUGGAUCAGUUGAACGCUCGAGAGCUCGUAGAGCCGCGACUACUCGACUCGUUCUUCCUCUACUCGUCUCGUCAGGAGAGCUACGUGUGACGGACUCCAGUUACAGUCACCUUGGUCGAGUCGUUCACCCGUUACGACUCUUUGACGAUCUGACACCUCCGUAACUCGAGUCGUUUCUUUUUCAUUUCAUUUUCAUUUCAUUUCAUCCAAAUAUUUCUACGAUUGUCACACAUGUAAUUGACACCGAUGCUCGCUUUCUUCUUAGUCUAUCCUUUGUGAACGCUGAAUUUAUCAUUAUGAAAUUAGUUUCAAGUGUUACAUAUUUUAAUGUUUGUUGAUUUUAAAGUUAAUUUGAUCUCUGAUUAGCUGUAGGCUUAUUUUAACUUCAACAUGCAUGCAUAUCUGUUGGAUUCAAGGUGAUCAAAAACCAUACUAUUGAACUGGAUUUCAUCUUAAAUUUCCUGUUUAGCAGUAUUUUUGUAAAAAAACUAUUUAAAAAAAUUAAAAGUAUUUUUUAAUAUUUUUAUCUUGAAAGGUGAAUUGUUGUGUAAGUGAACUUGUCUGGUAAACACACUGAAACUACUGCAGAACUUAAAAAUAUCUUAAAGCUCCAACUUAAAACCCAAACAAAAAUUGUUAAUUUUUGUUUUUAAUUUUUGUUUCAAUAGUAAUGUCUGUUAUAUGUUAUUAUGAUUCCUCAUUGUUUAGUAUAGGAAAUUAGUGCUGGUAUUUAUCAUUUCUGUUCUAACCAGAUAUGAUCAAUAUCACCACAAUUUUCUUUAACGAAACCUUCAUAAAUUAUGUCCUAAAUUUUUGAAAUAUAAAUGGAUUUCCAGUUUUUACCAAAAAAAGAUAUAAUGAAACAAAUCCUAUCUUUCCCAACCGAUUUGAAGAUCGAAUUAUGUAUUUUGUUUGUAUUUAGUUUGCAGAAGUAAUUGUCAUACCAUUAUAGUCUGUAUGAUGUAACCUGUCUUCUGGCCCUCCGUCUACCUGGGGACUAGCCAAUGGCUCAGUUCCAGGUCGACGGAGGAACAGGAGACAGGUUCCAUCAUACAAGCUAUAGUCAGUUACAUGGUAAAUUGCAUUCUAGUUUCAGUUUUUCUUCUUCCUUGUUUUCAGAAUCUCAUGAUUGAAAACUAAAAACAAAUGCAAAACCUGUAAAAUACCUGUAAUAUUCAUCUACUCCAUUACAAUUUGUCAUAUUGUCUAUUAAAAAGAGUUGUCUUCAAAAGAUCUACAAGAAGCUCCGUCACCACCAUUUGAGUGUUAGUUUAAAUAUAACGCUAAUGUGUUCCAUACUUCCCCCACAACUAUUACGGCCGCUGCACCAUAAUGCGAUGCUUGGUAUUGUCGUGGUUGUAACAUAGCAGGGAAAAUUGGCGCUAACGCCAAGUGUAAAAUGUGACAGGAUUAAGUGGUCAACUCCUUUUGAAAUCUUGCAGAGAUGACAUUUACGAAAAAUAUUUGGAUGUAAAAAAUGUUUGUAUGUACAGAGAAGUUAGAAACAGAGGAUAAAUUCAAAGGUACACUUAGUGGUGUCUAGCACCAGUUGCUGGUGUCUACAGCAAAUUCUAUUUGUCGUCCCCUUCUGCUCUCCUUUCCCCCCUUGCCAUCACAUACUACAGCGUUCAGGCGCUAGGAAGAUCCUGUGCGCAGCAACUGCUGUACAAAAUAUGCUAUGUGGCCAUUGCAGUUCUGGCUCUUCUUUGCUCGAUACUAGUACAUUUCCACUCCAGCAUACCAGGGUGCACGGUAAAGUGCACGGUUGUCCCAUAAGCUUGUAUCCUCUGUAUCUUACUUCUCUUUGGCGUAAGAUUGAGGGGAGGUGUUUGGACAAUGUCAAUCACAUUUGGUCAAUGUCCAAAGCGAGAAAAACUUAAGUAAAUUUGUUUAGCGAAUAAUAACAAAUCUAAGACUGCUAAUAAAAAACUCUUUUUAUCUUUAACUUGCGGAUCCACUAGAAAACUUUUUAAAAUUUUGUUACAGUCACGGCGGAAACGCGCCCGAUCUCGUCGUUCAAAUGUAAGACAUUCUGCGAUCUUUUAAAACCACCGAGAGAUCCAUCAAUUGGGGAUGGAUUUCAAAAGGGUUGACUUCUUUAACCACCAAAAUGUUACCAAUGAUCGUAAUUCUUACAUGGAGCGUUGACUUUUUUUACCUCAUUGUUAACGGCUAUCACGAUGAUACUAACCAUCGCAUUAGGGUCGCAUUGGGGAGCCUGAUUGAAUAGUAGUGAGGGAAGCAAAGAACAUGAUACUUAUGUUGGAUUUGAACUAGCUUACUCCACCACGAAGGGAACUCGAUGGAAAUGUGAAAAUUUUUAUUUAUGGUAAACCGUCAUUUUAGUAGGUAGUGUACUACCAUUUUUAUUCGUUCCAAAUACUAUUUACAUUUUUUUCAACUUCAUUAGGCUUUUAUUAAUCCUUUACUAUUUCUAAAUACAGUAAGCAUUGUUGAGUGCUUUUUUAUUGUAUCAUUUUAUGAUUUAGGAUCAAAAGUUGAUUUUAAUUAUACUGUACAUAAUUCUUAUUAAAA
Macrosteles quadrilineatus (aster leafhopper) is the source of this 4936-nucleotide messenger RNA. RefSeq names its product protein inscuteable homolog (gene insc). Gene Ontology annotation, molecular function: cytoskeletal adaptor activity. Gene Ontology annotation, cellular component: apical cortex. Gene Ontology annotation, biological process: establishment of mitotic spindle orientation; asymmetric cell division; regulation of asymmetric cell division. The transcript is spliced from 11 exons. The record is from RefSeq and is a predicted model, not a curated record. Bases 161 to 2491 code for a protein of 776 amino acids. Lineage: Eukaryota; Metazoa; Arthropoda; Insecta; Hemiptera; Cicadellidae.